Messenger RNA from Jaminaea rosea, 2334 nucleotides. RefSeq names its product putative ras GTPase-activating protein sar1. The transcript is spliced from 4 exons. Lineage: Eukaryota; Fungi; Basidiomycota; Exobasidiomycetes; Microstromatales. The coding region runs from base 1 to 2334 and encodes 777 amino acids. The record is from RefSeq and is a predicted model, not a curated record. Gene Ontology annotation, cellular component: cell cortex. Gene Ontology annotation, molecular function: protein binding; GTPase activator activity. Gene Ontology annotation, biological process: regulation of actin cytoskeleton organization; regulation of GTPase activity.
AUGACAGCUGGCAGCGGUGGAGACAAUGGGCGUAGAGCAGCAGCGGCAGCGGCUGCUGCGGGAAAGCGCAACACGAACAGAUACAGUGUGACGGCACUCUACUCGAUGGCGGCAGAGCAGGACAUCGAGGUCGAGGACGAUCUGGCCAGAGCCCAAAAGCGUCUACGAGAGCUCAAGGGAAGAAUCUCAGCGCAGUCGAAGAAGAACUUCGUCCUCGAAAGAGACGUACGCUACCUCGACAGCCGCAUCGCGCUCCUGAUUGCCAACCGCAUGGCCGCAGACGAGCAAUCCGAGAUGGCCAGCGCUUUUGAGGAAGCCGAGAUUCCACCAGGAACUGUUCUCGAUGACCGCAAGACGCAGCAGUAUGGCAACCUCUUCUUCCUCUUGCAGUCUGAGCCACGUCACAUUGCUGCGCUAUGUCGACUGGUCAGCCUCUCUGAGAUUGACACGCUGCUACAGACGGUCAUGUUCACCCUCUACGGUAAUCAGUACGAGUCGCGCGAAGAGCAUCUUCUCCUGACGAUGUUCCAGUCCGUCUUGUCUGCCCAAUUCGAGACGGCCACCGAUUUUGGCUCCUUGCUGCGAGCCAACACACCCGUAUCGAGGAUGAUGACGACGUACACCAGAAGAGGGCCUGGUCAGAGCUUCCUCAAGCACGUACUCGCCGAGCGUAUCAACUCCCUCAUCGAGCACAAGGACCUGAACCUCGAAGUCAAUCCGCUCAAGGUUUACGAGCAGAUGAUUGGCCAGAUUGAGGAGGACACUGGGUCUCUGCCCCCCAAUCUGCCUCGAGGAGUUGCGCCAGAGGUAGCACAGGAGAAUCCGGACGUCCAAGCCAUCAUCGCGCCUCGCCUCACGAUGCUCAUGGAGAUUGCCAACAGCUUCCUCACCACCAUCAUCAACAGCCUCGAGGAGGCACCGUACGGCAUCCGAUGGAUCUGCAAGCAGAUUCGCUCUCUCACGAAGCGCAAAUACCCUGACGCCACCGACUUUGCCAUAUGCUCCCUCAUUGGUGGCUUCUUCUUCCUCCGCUUCAUCAACCCAGCGAUUGUCACGCCGCAGGCCUACAUGCUCGUCGACGGAGCGCCGGCUAAGCACCCUCGCCGCACCCUGACGCUCAUCGCCAAGAUGCUGCAGAACCUGGCCAACAAGCCGAGCUACGCCAAGGAGCAGUAUAUGAUGUCGCUCAACCCGUUUGUCGAGCAGAACAAGACGCGCAUCAAUGCCUUCCUUCACUCACUCUGCGACGUCGGAGACUUUUACGAUACGCUGGAGAUGGACCAGUACAUGGCCUUGUCCAAGAAGGAUUUGCAGAUCUCGAUUACGCUCAACGAGCUGUACAAUACCCACUCCCUCGUCGCGCAGCACCUCGACGUCCUCGCGCCCAACGAGAAGCACCAUCUGCGUAUCCUCAUCGGAGAGCUCGGCGGCUCUCCCAGCCAAGUAGCGCGCAAGGAGAAUCGCACUGUGGACCUGCCCCUCUUCAGCCGAUGGGAGACGCCAAUCCAGGACUUGACCACGGCGUUCAUGUCGGAGAACAACGUGACGCAGAAUGACAUCCUGUACAUGGAGGCCAAGUCCAUCUUCGUCCAGUUGGUGCGCUCUAUCCCUCAGCUGGCAGACAAGAAGCCACUCAACCUCCCCGUCAUUGCCGAACGUGCCGCCACGACGAAAGACGCGACGCUGGUGCGCAAGGGCAUCAAGGUCAAGGAGAUGCUUCGCGAACUGGAAGAGCUCAAGGUCGUCGACCGUCGCGACGGGUACAACCUUAUGACCGACGAGGUUGCCUCUGAGCUGGCUCACCUGGGCAACAUGCGCGAAAAGGUCAUGCAAGAGAUGAAGUCUCUCGAGAGCGUGUACCGCACCAUCGUGGGCCACAACAAUUACCUGCGUUCGCAGCUUGACACGUACAAGAACUACCUUCAGAACGUGCGCAUGACCUCUGGUGCGAGCAAGGACAAGCAACUCGGCGGAGUAGGCGUAGUCGCCUUCGGCGGCAAGGAGAAGAAGCAGUCCAAGUCCCAAGUCCUUGGGCCUUAUCGCUUCACGCACGCACAGAUGGAAAAGGACGGCACAAUUGUCGAGACGAAUGUGCCUGAGAACCGUCAGGCCAACAUCUACUUCAAUAUCACGUCCCCUUCGCCCGGUACGUUUAUCAUCGCCCUGCAUUACAAGGGAAGGGACAAGGCUAUCCUGGAGAUGGACUUGAAGCUGGACGACCUGCUCGAGAAGCAGAAGGAUGAUGUGCAGCUGCUGGAUUUGGAGUACGUGCAGCUGAACGUGAACAAGAUUUUGGCGCUCCUGAAUAAGACUUUUGCUAAGAGGAAGGCGUAA